GUCCAUUGGAGCAAAGGCAGUAGCGACGUGUCCCUGUUAUGGCUGCCACAUGCAGCCGGACGGAGAUGCUUUAACUCUCUGCUCCAAGCCUGGCGACAUGCUUUGACUGAUGCCUUUCACGAGACCUGCCACUGGUCUUGCUUUCUGUUUGUUCUACUUGAGUUCUUAUUUCACCAACAAGUAUGUCUUAUCUGUCCUGAAAUUCACCUAUCCAACACUUUUUCAAGGGUGGCAGACACUUGUUGGUGGAAUUCUGUUACAUGUUUCCUGGAAAAUCGGCUGGGUUGAGAUCAGCAGCAGUUCAAGGUCUGAAGUAUUAUCAUGGCUUCCAGCUUCUGCACUUUUUGUGGGUAUUAUUUAUUCAGGUUCCAGGGCAUUAUCUAGAUUGCCAAUUCCUAUCUUUCUUACCUUACACAAUGCUGCAGAUGUUAUAUUUUAUGGAGUGGAAGUCUCAGUGCAGAAAGAGCAGAACUCUUCCCUAAAACUCUGCAGAGUGCUGAUUCUUCUGGUGGCUGCAGGAGGGCUUCUGUUCAAUGACCCACAGUUUGAUAUAGAUGGCUAUUUUUGGGCCCUCAUUCACCUACUAUGUGUUGGGGCCUACAAAGUUUUUUACAAGCUGUGGAAACCAAAUUCUCUGAGUAUCUCUGAACAACAAUACAUAAACUAUGCAUUCAGUGUGGUGAUGUUGGUGUUUGCAUCCCACCCAACAGGUGAUCUCUUCAGUUCCUUGGAAUUUCCACUCCUGUACUUUUACAUCUUUCACAGCAGUUGCCUUGCCAGUGGACUUCUGGGAUUUCUUCUGACUUUAUAUACUAUGAAACUUAAAAGCAGCAUCUCCUCAGGACAGUAUUUAGCUUGGAAUUUCUUAGCAAAGGUUAUCACAGCUGGUCUGUCUCCAUUCUUAUUUGAAAUUGCAGUGAAUGUACCAACUGCCUGCUGUCUUUUGCUGGCUGGAUUUGCUGAAAUCUUGCUUCUCUACAUUGAAAGGACUGGCACAUGAACACUGGCAAGUGAGGAAGAUGAUUCUUCAAUGGGGCUGCUCAAUUUUUGUUUAAGAAUUAGUGAUUAAUGAAGACAUGUAAGCAAACAGCAAGUUACAAGUGCAAUCCCAUGAUGGCUUUCUCAAAAAAUAAGUCCUAUUCACGAUAAAACCAAGAAUCAACUACAGGAUAGAGUAAGAUUAAUUCUACCUGUUUCUGUUUUUAAGCCAUACCUUCUAUUAAUAGUAAUGCAUAAAAAUGGGAUUUGAUUCUUUUUUAUUAUAUUAUGCUAAAAUGAAGGUUUAUCAUUAAACUGGGACUUCUCUGGUACUAUCCAAACAUUUCCUACCUUUUUUCUCACAGCAAUCUUCUAAUUGUAGCACUCUGUUCAGAUUAUGAUUGCUUAUUUUAUCACAGAAUAGAAUAGAUGACCUAAUACCCUCUCAUGAAGCCCGGCAUUAGAGUUAUUCUGAUCUUGAAUGUUUUGCAGAUAAACAGUACUUGUGUUCCUCAUCAGCCUGGAGUACACAUUACCUACUGUAGGCAACAUACUAUAUUUCCUGCUUCCUUAUCCUCUUCCUGACACCACAUGGUCAGAAGCAAUAGUGUGUGUGUGUGGGAGGGGGAAUGGAUCCAUUGGCAUCAGUACCAUACUUUCCUGUGGGAGAGGGGCAGUGAUACAGAUACAAUGACUCUCUCAUAUGAUCUGACCCUCACAUGCAAUAGUGCUAAACUUUUGUUUUACUGAACAGGUGUAGAAUGCAGCCAAUACACUGUGUGUUUUUAUGCAUGACAACUUUUAAGAUGUGGAGAUUUCAACUCCCAGAAUUCCCCAGCCAGCAUGCCUUUACAAACUUGCUGUGAGGGAAACAUUGGAUGCAAGAAAAAUCCAACCAGAUUAUAAAUGACCACUCAUAAAUAAGUAAUCAUCAACCACUCUGAUAAGAUAAGCACACUUGAAGACUUAUCCCUCUUUGUCCGACCACACAACACUAGUUGUGUCAACUCAGGUACACAAAAUCAUUUGUGCUUAUUUCCCUACAACACCUUCUAUCAUUGAUUCACAUACACUAAUCCAGUUAAACUGUUAAUGAGUUACAUUGGUUGGGUUCAGACAAUACUCCAAGUUACAUUAUGCUUUUGUAUGUUAUAUAUGAACACAGCCAUCUGUCUCCAGUUUGUCUCGGCCUGGGUAAAAUAUAAGCAUGUUAGCCAAAUUAAUUUUUGUUCCCAUGGAUACAGGGUUGUAAGUACAUUGUGGGUUGGCAUUUUUCAGCCUCUUUGCAAAAGCAAAUAAAUUUCCAAUAUACCUUGAAAAGAAAUAACUCAUUGGAAGGUCUUCUCCAGCACGAGUCCUUUGUACUCUUUGGCAUGGUAGAGAUAAAAAAUCAUUGUGAAUAUUCAAAUGUUGAUUCUAAUAGAAUUGAAUGGUAAGCAAGAAGGAUAUGAUUCAAUCUCCACUAAAGUGAGAAUAUCACAUUCAGUUCUUUCUCUAUAAAACGAAACCA
Molecule: messenger RNA, 2488 nt
Organism: Pseudonaja textilis
Lineage: Eukaryota; Metazoa; Chordata; Lepidosauria; Squamata; Elapidae
Gene: SLC35D4
Product: solute carrier family 35 member D4
Source: RefSeq, a predicted model, not a curated record